AAAUGUGCCACCGAAACACAUGGCUCUGUCGAGGUACGCAUCGGAUGGGAUUCUGCAAUACGUCGCUGGCGGAAGGGUUCUGAACUCAGGUACAUCGUGUGCACUGACGGCUUCCCACCGUGUCUCGCGAGGCGAGUGGAAGACGACAUGAAACAGGCGAUUUCCGCUUGGCAGGGUAUUGGCGUGAGCUUCAAGCAAGUCUCUCGCGAUUCUAAAGCCACAUUCACCGUCAGAUACCAAAGGGGCAUAUGGAAGAAAGCUUACGCCUGCUCUUUCUUUCCUGAUCCUUCGCCGGCAGAGUUGCUCGUGUUCGAGCCGACUUGUUCCAAGCCCGAAUACCUGCCGAACAUACUGGCACACGAGAUCGGUCAUAUUCUGGGUCUUCGCCACGAAUUUGCUCUUGAGAAAGAGGGGUGGGAACCUUCUUGUCGCCUUGGGCCUGAGAAUCCCCAGUCGAUCAUGCAAUAUUAUGAUCACUUGGGGAAGUACAAAGUCAAUGAUCUUGACCUCCAAGGCCUAAGGGAAUUCUAUGAGUACGAUCAAGAAAAGUACGACGGGCUAGCGGUACUUGAUAUCGAACCAGGACUACAU
Messenger RNA from Trichoderma citrinoviride, 591 nucleotides. RefSeq lists its product as hypothetical. The record is from RefSeq and is a predicted model, not a curated record. The transcript has a single exon. The annotation marks the transcript as partial. Gene Ontology annotation, molecular function: zinc ion binding; metallopeptidase activity. NCBI's taxonomy places the organism in Eukaryota, Fungi, Ascomycota, Sordariomycetes, Hypocreales, Hypocreaceae. Gene Ontology annotation, biological process: proteolysis.